Molecule: messenger RNA, 416 nt
Organism: Paramecium octaurelia
Lineage: Eukaryota; Ciliophora; Oligohymenophorea; Peniculida; Parameciidae
Source: the annotation of a GenBank genome assembly
AUGAUAUUACUCCUAUUAAUUCAUGUCCUCACCGCAUAUACUAUUGAUUUAUAAGAGCCUGAACAUUAUAUAUACCCUACAGAAGGAGAACUUUAUCAAAACUACUUUUAUACGGUUCUCCAUUUUGAUGAAUUAAUGUGCAAAAUUGAGCCUUAAAUUCCAAAUGUAUAAGUAAUGAAUUAAUGUGAAGAAAUAUUCCAAACACAAGUAAAUGGUAAUAUUUUAAGUCUAUUAUAAUAGAAUUUAAAUCAAUGUCAUCAAACAAUGCACACUUUAUUAAUUUGUCAUAUGAAAAUGAAGUAAUAAUGUAUGAAUGGAAAAAUUAAAUAAUUGAGUAAGUUGGAGAAUCUGUGAAAAUUGAUUCUUCACUUAAUUUUUUAAAUCUCAGAAAAAAAUGGUCGUUUCUUAGGAUGUGA